Girardinichthys multiradiatus is the source of this 4705-nucleotide messenger RNA. RefSeq names its product ubiquitin-conjugating enzyme E2Q family-like 1 (gene ube2ql1). Lineage: Eukaryota; Metazoa; Chordata; Actinopteri; Cyprinodontiformes; Goodeidae. The transcript has 3 exons. The coding region runs from base 494 to 1330 and encodes 278 amino acids. The record is from RefSeq and is a predicted model, not a curated record.
GGGAUUUACUGGUGGCUGGUUCGUCCUGGUCUGCACUAAAGCAGGAGCUGCUGCAGCUGCACACACACAUCAAACUUCCUCCUCCUCCUUCUCCCUCUUUUCUACCUCCUCCUCCUCUUCUUCCUCUUCAUCACUGCAGCUCUCACCGACCGCAGGUCUAUUGGAUGGUAGAGCCUUUUCUUCAUCUUAUGCACACAGACAGACACACGCACAGGAUCGCGGAAUCGCUGUCCGGGCUCUAGGACGGGACACGGGACUCCGAAUUUCAGCAGACCCCGAUGAACCGUGUCGAGACGAUGCGCUGAGACGCAAACGGCCCAGGCUCUCCGGUUGUGCGCUCACCCAGAGGCUGCAGCUAACGGAGAGGGGGUGGACUGCGGUAUAAAGGAGAAAAAAGGUUUCUGAUCCAUAAAGGUUGUGCCCCACUCAAAAGGAGCGAGUCUCGCCCCUGACCAGGGGGCGAUCAGCGGAGAGGUAGAAGUCUAUACAAACGAUGGCCACCUUACUGCGGAAGAUCGGUCUGAUCCGUCUGCACGACCGAGACACGGAAGAUCCGAAGCACCACCAGGGCUCGCUGAAGGGGACCAAGGGGAACCAGAAGAACAACGCCAAUAAGCACUGUCAAACCGCCAACGAGACCAACCUGCUGAGCACCCCGGAGAUCAAGGCGAGGACGCUGGACCAGCACGGCAAGGACAAGCCGACCGGCAAAGACAAGCAAGGCAAGGAUGCGAAGGAGAAGCAGCAGACGGGGGGAAGCGGGAGCAAACCCUCCAGCGCCUCCUCCGUGCCGCCGCUGGCGCCUCACCGGCAGCACUGCACCCAGGUGCGGACGAGGCGGCUGAUGAAGGAGCUGCAGGAGAUCCGGAGGUUAGGGGACAACUUCAUCACGGUGGAGCUGGUGGAGGACAACCUGUACGACUGGAACGUCAAGCUGCACCAGGUGGACAAGGACUCGGCGCUGUGGCAGGACAUGAAGGAGACCAGCACCGAGUUCAUCCUCCUCAACGUCACCUUCCCCGAUAAUUUCCCCUUCUCGCCGCCAUUCAUGCGGGUCCUCACGCCCCGGCUGGAAAACGGCUACGUGCUGGACGGCGGGGCCAUCUGCAUGGAGCUGUUGACCCCCCGCGGGUGGUCCAGCGCCUACACGGUGGAGGCGGUCAUGAGGCAGUUUGCUGCCAGCCUUGUAAAAGGACAGGGCCGUAUCUGCAGGAAAGCAGGAAAGUCCAAGAAAGCUUUCAGUCGUAAAGAAGCCGAGGCCACAUUCAAGUCCCUGGUGAAGACCCACGAGAAGUACGGCUGGGUGUCCCCGCCGAUUUCCGACGGCUGAGUGUCCAGCUGCGAUCCAUCCAACCCCCGCGCUAGCUGGAGGGGAAAAAAACCAAGCUAGCCUCUACGUGGAAAACAACACACCACACUAACUUAAAAAUAUCUCAUCUUCACUUUUGGCUAUGUUACUCAAGAUUUCAUUGUGCAUUUUUUUUUUUUUUUUCAUUAUUGUCACCAUACAACUACAAAAGCAACAACAAUUGUUUUUUUUGUUGUUGUUGUUGUUUCACCUUCUUUUUGCCCAGGUGGUCUUUCCCCUGGUACGGAAAGAGGCAGAAGAGCGAGGAGAGUGUUCGUGUAUGAAUGUGUCACCUCAUGAGAAAUCAGCUGGGAAUGUUAGUCACUACCACCGGAUUUAUUUGGGGUUUUUCGUGUGUUUUUUCUUUUUUCUAGCACACAUCAACGUAGGUGCAGUCGGACAAAUCGGAUAUGCGAACUUUUUUGCCUCCCAUGCGAAAGACUACUGAAUGAAAGAGAUUCAUCUUUCUCACCAGUCCUCUCUUUAGCACUGAACUGACUACAUCUAACCAUUUGUGUAGCUCUUGGGUCAUUUACAUACAAAUUAAGCUGUUAAUGUUUAAUAGACAGGCAGCGCACUGACAUUUAUAUUCACUCGUUCCCUCUUUCUUUUUUCCUUGCUUUCGACUGUGCCGCUGCUCACGGUUCAAUGCAACAUAAAGAUUGUAAUUUACAAGGAGCUGUGCUCCUCUUCUUUGUUCUUUAACGCAUUGUUUCUCUUUCUCUCUUUCCUUCUCUUGUGGCUAAACUUAAAGCUCAGUGUUGCGUAGAUGGAUAAAAAAAAGUCACAUUUUGCUUUAUGCAGAGAUCCUGUAUGAUAAACAGAAUGACAGUCACCUUCUUUCUUUCUCUCUCUGCUCUCAUGCUUGUCUGUAGGAGUGGAAGAAGGCUUUAAUUCCCAUGAUUUAGAUACCAGAUGGUACAGCUGAAGGCCGGGCCUCAGUGUGUGUGUUUAUGAAGAGACUACCCUUUAAACGGUUAAACUUGUGGCUAACUGUGAAUGUCAGUAUGACCUGAAGGGAGUGCUAUUUCUUUAGUUAAACAACUAGCCGUCUCGUUCUACUAUAUCUGUGUCAUUACUUAAACAUGAGUGGAGUAGUAACUGUAUGUCUCUCAACCCUCCAUGUAAAGAAGAACAUUUUUACAGAAAAUAAAAAUCUUUAGCUCCCGACACCCACACGUUUGACCUCACCGCACACCUCGACCGCGGCGCCGACACCUCGGAAUGGGAGCUGGAGUGCUGGUGUUUAUUGAGUGGUGCUUUAAAUCCACGAAUGCUUCGGAAAACUCCUGAUUGAUGCAGCACGGAGAAAAGGAGGACGGGGAAGGGAAGAAGAAGAAAAAGAGUGGUAGGAUGAGGAGGGAACUGUGCGUGCUUUGAUCACUGCUGGCUGCUCUUGGGAAAAUGUCAGGUGGUUUUGCAAAGUGGAUGAGCGACGGGUAUUAUUUGCUCUACCUGUUGCACUGACUCAUUGAGUUACAACCUUUAAAAGGAGUUUCUAGAUGUCGAAAAUCAAGCGUACAGCCACUGUAUCAGUCAUAGGCCUUCUGGGCAGACUGUCCGUCCGGUCCAGUUUGUUUUGCUAUGUUCCAGGUAAAUGUCAGAGGAAACGCUGCUAAUUGGUCUGACAUUUCCACAGAGCACCAUUAGAAAAGAGCAGGAAGAUGGAGGACGUCAAGCCUCCCGCUCAGCCGUGACAUAUCGUCACUUCCCUCUCCCGUCCUGCUUUCGGCGCGAGGGAGGGCCUGUUCCCCGAGUGGGUUUUUCAUCUCUGCGAGAUAUAGCUAUGGGGUAAAUUCAGAUUGAGAUUAAUUCAUGGUUUGCAGCUGAUAACAAAUACCAGUGAGCAAAUAAGCAUGUCACAUUCCUGUCAUGGUAAAAAAUAAAUAAAUUGUAACAGAGGUGGAAACAGCAACGCACCAUCUGGUAUGUGAUCAUGUUCGAAGCGUGUUAGUGCUUUUUUGAGUAUGGCUUGUCAUUUCAGGUUCUGUCAUCAGAGAAAACUGUUAUCUGAAAAAUUGUUAUGACAAAAUAUCUCAAAAGCUGAGUGUUUGCUGGUUUCAAGAGAAACCUUUUUGUGACAUAGUUUAGACUGGUAGUUUGCAGAAACUAACUGGGUGAACUGACUAUUUGUAAUAUAUCUGCAUGUGAUACGUGAUUGGUAGCUAGCUACUGUAUAUCGUUUUUCAAGAAAAGCAAGAAAAACAGAAAAGAAAAAUGCAAAUGCUUCUCUUUUCUUUUUUUAUUUAUAUUAAUAUUUCCUUUUCUUUUUGAGUCCCGUACUGUAUGGACUUUCUCUUUCUUUCUAAAUGUUCUGAAAAAUGUCACAUUGUGUUAUAUGAAUGUUUGUGUUUUAAUUUAUUUGUGGUUUGCCAAAACAAUGAUUUGAAGCAUGUUGCAGGAACUGUCAACAGAAACAGAAGAAACAAAAAAAUAAACAAAAAAAUUGUUAGCUUAUGUAUUUGUGUGAUAGGGGGAAGGUUUGUUUUUGUUGGGGAGGGGGAUUCAAGGAGCAAAGACUCCAGAUUAUAAAAAGGAGGUAUGAUGGGAGUGCAACAAAUUCCUUCGAUCCUAGGAAUACUUCCUUGACCCCUCCAUAAUGACACUACUGCCCCUUACCCAUUGGUCCUAAUCUAUACACUGAUUUGGCUCAAGUGUAAUGCAGUCAACACAACAUGGACAUAAGCUACCCUUAGUAACAGAUCUAGGAUCAGUAUGGACACCCUAUGCUUUAAAUCUACUUUGUUUAGGGGAAUCUGACCUGGGAUCAGUUACUGUGAGCACCUAUGUCCCACUCCUGGCUUGAGCGUUUGGUCAGAGUCCAUGGUCUUAAAAAGUUCAAAAGGUGAAUGGUCGUUGCAAGACCUCACAGCAAUGUGCAAUAAAAAUGACAUCCUAUUGAUGUGGUUGUGUUUCUUAUCUGAAUUCUGAGCUACAUUUUCAUGCAUUUAAUGACCCACUUCAGGUUGCUGUGUCCUCUGCCUGGCCCCAUGCAUUGUCCUAAUUUUGUGCCUGGUAGGGCAAAGCUUAGAGAUCAGUCAGUAGAGAGGGGCUGGAAACACCAAUUCUGUGCUUUUAAGAGCUGCUUUGUCCAGCUUGAGGGAGAUUUGCUGUUUUGUCUGUGAGAGCAGAGCAGGUGUCCUAACAUAGCAGGCCACUUAGUAGGAAAAAAAGCUUAUGUGCAUGAGUCAUGGGGAGAGAUUUAUGCACAGAAUAUAGCGAAUAAGCAAUUCAGAAAUAUGUGGAAUUCUUUGGAACACCAAAGAAAAUGGUGAAUGGUGUUUUCUAAAACACAGCUUAUCCAAGUGUCUGUCUUGUUGCCAGUUGAUUGUUGUUAAAUAAAAAAUGACCGAGUUA